This is a messenger RNA of Cryptomeria japonica (Japanese cedar), 2844 nucleotides long. RefSeq lists its product as uncharacterized. Bases 423 to 2156 code for a protein of 577 amino acids. The record is from RefSeq and is a predicted model, not a curated record. The transcript is spliced from 10 exons. NCBI's taxonomy places the organism in Eukaryota, Viridiplantae, Streptophyta, Pinopsida, Cupressales, Cupressaceae.
CGACGUUCAAUCGGUAGUGGUAGUUUGGCACGUUUGUUCAUCAUUAUAGAAGCCAAUGCUUCUGACAAGUGCGGAAUAUUAAAUAUAUUUUCAGCCUCAGGCUUUGGAUUGGUCUACACCAUCCCAGAUACGUGCCAUCUGUGGAGAUGCUUUUCCUCUUGCCACUGUUCGCCAUUAAAUUACUACUUUCCUGGCGCGGCAACCCAUUUGCAUCCUAUGCUGUUACAAAAGACGUGGUUUUAUUGUUUUGAGCUUUUGCCUUUGGUUAUUGAUGGUUUACAGGAAUCUCAGCUGAUUUUGCCUGUGAGAGCUCUUUUGGUUUGUUGGGCAACAAUGUCUGCUUGGAUUGGUGUCACAUGAAAUGCUGAAAGAGAAGUGUAUAUCAAUAUAGUGGUGGGUGUUGUGUGUUUUGCGACUCAGACAUGGACACUCCAAGGGGGUUUGCAGAAAUACUCUGGAGCUUCCUCUCUUUCUUACCAUAUUUCAUGCUGCUCUUUCUCCUCGGUGCUGUGAAAGGUAUCAUUUUCUGUCCAAUUGUAUGCCUUAUUAUGACGGUUGGAAAUUCAGCAGUGAUUUUGGGGCUUUGGCCAGCACACGUGAUCUGGACAUACUAUUGUGUGAUCAAAGCCAAAAGUAUAGGACCAACUUUGAAGUCUAUAUGUUGUAUAUGCCUUCCACUGCCACUAAUUUUGUGGCCAGUGGUAGCGAUUACUGGAAGCAUUUUGGCAGGCCUAAGCUAUGGCCUUCUCACACCCUUAGUGGCCACGUUUGAGGCUGUUGGAGAGGAACAUGAAAACAAGCUUGUUGAUUGCUUUUUGGAUGGUACAUGGAGUACAAUCAAGGGAAGUUGUACUGUAGUGCGGGACUUCACAGACAUAUGCUUUCAUUCUUACUUUUCUGUAAUGGAUGAAUUAUAUGAACAGCAACCCAAAAACGGGAAACCUUUGGAUAUCAAGUUGUUACAGCUACCAGGUUGUGUGCUAGUAGGGCUGCUUGGUGUCAUUGUGGAUGUGCCAAUGAUGUCGUUGAUAGCACUGUUUAAAGCUCCUUACAUGCUUUAUAAAGGAUGGCAAAGAUUACUGCAUGAUCUGAUAGGGAGGGAGGGUCCCUUCUUGGAGACAGUUUGUGUGCCAUUUGCAGGUCUUGCUAUCUUGCUUUGGCCUUUGGUAGUGGUUGUUGCAUUAGUAAGUGCAAUCAUGUCAAGUUUGUUCCUUGGCCUUUACGCCGGAGUUGUUGUAUACCAGGAAUCCUCAUUUUAUCUAGGACUAGCCUAUGUUGUAUCUUCUGUAGCAUUAUUCGAUGAGUAUACAAAUGACCUUUUGUACAUGCGAGAAGGAUCCUGCUUUCCCAGGCUCAAGUACCGCCGCAAUACUGCAGCUUUGUCUGGAAGAUUUUCGAGGCGGUAUUCACUUAAUAAGGAAAUAAUGGAUGAAAAGGAUGGUUCUAUAGCUCCAGGUAAUGAAAGGCGAGGCCCUCAGCGCACAAAGUCAUUGAAGAAGACUAUACAAGAACUAAAUACUGUGCAGAUAUGGGAUCAACUUUUUGAAUCCUACAAAACAAUUGGAAUGGCUCUAGUUGAUGAGGAUGUUGUCAAAGUUUCAGACAUAGAGGAGUGGAAUCAUACAGGGAAGUACAGUGUACUCACUACUGGGCUACCUGCUUACUGUAUUUUGAAGAAUCUUCUUCAUUCUGCAAAAUACAAUUCAGAAGGAUUUAUGUUGUCUGAUGGAAUUGAACUGACAUCCCUUAAUCGACCCGAAGAUCGAGUGUUUGAGUGGUUCUUUGAACCAUUACUGAUUAUAAAAGAGCAAAUCAUGGCUGAAAAUCUACAGGAGAGUGAAGAACUCUACUUAGAGAAAUUGGUACUACUGAGUGGUUUUCCAGAUCGUAUGAAAGCCUGGCAAAAUGGAGGGAUUUCUCCCGAAGAUGAUAUAAGAAGAGCCGAAUUGGAAGCAUUAAGUAGAAGGUUACAGGGGAUUGCAAAGUUAAUUUCAAGAAUACCGACUUUUAGGCGUCGAUUUCAGAAUGUAGUGAGGACUUUAAAUGUGGAAGCACAGUCGAGGGCAAGCAGCAGUAUACACAGCUCAAUAUCAAUUCGAGAGAGCAGCAUUUCUAAUUCCAAUUUGAAACCUGGGAAUUAUAUAGGUACAUUAUAAUUUAUUCACCCAAAGAUCAAGACUAAGUAAAAGCUCUAUUUUGGAGAGGAACCACAAUCUGAUGAGCUAUAAGACUGGUGACAUUUAGAAUGACCUUAUAAAUUGUUGUAACUUUAGUUUCCUUGAUUCCAACUUAAUUAUGUAUGUCAAUAAACAGUAAAAGUUUUUAUAACAGAGUAACUAUAUGUUCUUGGACGGAUUAAAUAAUUUAGCUGUUAUAAAUAGCAAGUACACUAGUUGGAUAGGUGGACCGUGGACCAGCCAAGCAUGUAGCCUAAAGUUUUCCUUUGCAGAUUUACAGAUAUUUGUGAGAUCGCAGAAAGUCUAAAGUGUCAUUUUCUUACAAUAUCAUUGAAUUUUGUGGGAAAGAACCUGAUGCUUGUGAUGGUAAACACACUUGUGAACACUAUUUUUCUUCUGAGUGAAGAACAUUUGAUGCUGAAACAUGUCAUUCCAAAAAAUUAAUUCACAAUAUGCAACCCAUACAUUAUUGUGAACCAUCUCAAUGCAAACUUUUCUUGCUAUAUGUUUCCCAGAAGAGACAUUCUUGGAUAGCAUGUAAAUGGAGAAGGGUCAGUCAUGUCAGGGAUGAAGUAAAUGCCUGAAAGAUACACAUGUAUAUUAAUUUCUUUACUUGGUUGUCUGUUAUGAAUUUUAAUAAUGUUAAGCAAUAUCACAAUUAGAUUCA